Rhinopithecus roxellana (golden snub-nosed monkey) is the source of this 3687-nucleotide messenger RNA. RefSeq names its product eukaryotic translation initiation factor 5A2 (gene EIF5A2). Gene Ontology annotation, molecular function: translation elongation factor activity; ribosome binding; RNA binding. Gene Ontology annotation, biological process: positive regulation of translational termination; positive regulation of translational elongation. The record is from RefSeq and is a predicted model, not a curated record. The transcript has 5 exons. NCBI's taxonomy places the organism in Eukaryota, Metazoa, Chordata, Mammalia, Primates, Cercopithecidae. The coding region runs from base 195 to 656 and encodes 153 amino acids.
GUGGGGGCGGGUAAGGGCGGGGAGGCUGGGGUGUGGAAAGUGUGGCGGCCCCGCCCCGUCUCUUGGAACUGCCGCGGCCGCCACCGCCGCCGCCGGCGCCGCAGCUGUAGGGGACCAGCGCGGGUACGCAGACGAAAGGCACUCUUUGCCAGCUGAAAGUUCCCACGGAAAAACUACCAUCUCCCCAGCCCACCAUGGCGGACGAAAUUGAUUUCACUACUGGAGAUGCCGGGGCUUCCAGCACUUACCCUAUGCAGUGUUCGGCCUUGCGCAAAAACGGCUUCGUGGUGCUCAAAGGACGACCAUGCAAAAUAGUGGAAAUGUCAACUUCCAAAACUGGAAAGCAUGGUCAUGCCAAGGUUCACCUUGUUGGAAUUGAUAUUUUCACGGGCAAAAAAUAUGAAGAUAUUUGUCCUUCUACUCACAACAUGGAUGUUCCAAAUAUUAAGAGAAAUGAUUAUCAACUGAUAUGCAUUCAAGAUGGUUACCUUUCCCUGCUGACAGAAACUGGUGAAGUUCGUGAGGAUCUUAAACUGCCAGAAGGUGAACUAGGCAAAGAAAUAGAAGGAAAAUACAAUGCAGGUGAAGAUGUACAGGUGUCUGUCAUGUGUGCAAUGAGUGAAGAAUAUGCUGUAGCCAUAAAACCCUGCAAAUAAAUGGAAACAUCAGGCAUGAACACUGUUUAGGUCUGAAUCAACUGCAGAUCUAAUUUGGUUCUAAGUUGUCACCAAAGCUAUAGCCUUCAUAAGCAACCUCAUUUCUUUUUUUAAUUGUUUUCAGAUUGUGCUUGAGUUAGUUUUGCAAGCAAUCGAUAAUUUUUAAAAAUUAUCAUGUAUAAUUUUUUUUUAACUUUGUAGGUAUGUUUCCUAUAAUAUUCCUGUGGUUUUCAGUAUGUCAGUUCAAGAAACAAACAAGAUAGCUUCGGCAGAUGUUAUGUCUGAGCAAAUCAUUCCUAUGUUUUAGUUAAAUGUUAAACCAGGGUUUUAAAUCAAACAAUGUAGCAUAAAGUGGUAUUGAAGUACCACAUUUAAGUUGAACUACUCUGCAUUAAUUACAGAUUUAAUAUUAAAUGAACAGAUUAUAUACUGGAAUUGUUGCAGUUUCAGCCUGUGUAGGGCAAACACAAAUCCUUAAACAAAAAUCAUGUUAUCAAAAAGUGGCAGUUAUUUUGGCGGCCACAUGCAACCACGUAAUUACUUUGGUCAUACUAUUUAUCAAAUUGUUAGCAAACUUGAUGUAACCUUAAAUGGUGGUUUUAGUCCCUUCUUAUGGUUGGCAGAAGGGCACUGAACUGUUGGGUGAAAGUUAGCAAGUAAGAUUAUAAGGAAGACACAAAAGACAGUGGCAAAGAGGGUUCAUUAAAUCUAUACAUUUUUAUGUGAGGACUUUGUAAGUCAGCAUAAAAAUGAAAAGUUGCUUUUCAGUUGUUUUUGCUUUUAACUUUGUCCCCAACAUAUAAAGGGAGUGAUCUGCUUUACAGGAUACUAUGCAAUGCUUGUUUUCCAACCAUGUUGAAUAAAUACUACUAUUUAUCAGUAAAUACUCCUAUCCAACUUUUUUUUUCUUUUCUUUUUUUUUUUUUUUUUUUUUUUGAAACUGAGUCUUACUCUGUCAGCCAGGCUGUAGUGCAGUGGUGCCAUCUCGGCUCACUGCAACCUCUGCCUCCCGGAUUCCAGCAAUUCUCCUGCUUCAGCCUCCCAAGGAGCUGGGACUACAGGUGUGCACUACCACACCCAGCUAAUUUUUUUUGUAUUUUUUUUAGGAGAGACGGGGUUUCACCAUGUUGUCUAGGCUGGUCUUGAACUCCUGACCUCAGGUGAUCCUUCUGCCUCAGCCUCCCAAAGUGCUGGGAUUACAAGCAUGAGCCACCACACCUGGCCCGUUUCCAACCAUUUUUAAGUAGAUUUUUUGACAUUAAUGUAUUUAUUAAACAAAAACUGAGAAUUCCUUAAAUUGAUUUGGAAUUUUUGUUAAUUUUAUGUCCUUUUUGUUCUAAAGUGAAUUGAAAGUGAAUCAUGGAAGCAACAUUACUUUAUAUGAAUAUUAUUAUUUAACUUAUUUUAAGUAUAUGCAUUUUUUUCUGAUUGUUGUGUGACUUAGUUAGUGGUGUGAAAUAUAAUAAAUAAUUCUAUAAACUGAAUUAUUUUAAAAGGUAUUUUAGGUGACAUCACUGCAUUUCUAUUUAAUCUUUUGAGUCAUAUGUAUAUUUCCAGAAUUUUAGAUACUAUCACAGGGUUUGUGAGGACCUUUGACUCAGUAACAAUCAUCAUAUUGGAGCAAAACAUAGAGCAAAAUCACUAUCUCAGAAAUACCUUAAUUCUCCAAGACUGGCUCUUAGACUUCUCCCAUCAUGCCUUGACCUCUAAAAAGCGCUUUGUUCCUAUCUUCUGAAGGAAAGUAUAUCAUAUAUGAUGAUGUAACUGAUCUAAUCAGUGACUGGUAAUAGCAUUAGUAACAGAAGAUCCCAAAUUUUAGUUGCUUAAUUUGUACAUACUUUUAAAUCUUGUCUUAGCCUCAGCAAACCCAUUUGGGGAAGAAGCAAGAUACUUUAAGAGAAAUGCAAAGAGGAAAUUUCUAAAACACAAGAAAUAGUGAGGUUGUAGUCGUUUUUAGUAUAACAUUUUAGCAUUUGCCCAUCUAAAGCGCAAUUAAAAUUAGGCUACAUUCUUUCCAGUAUUCUAUUUAAGUACCUACUACAUACUGCUCUAGUUUCUUAGUACUCUACAAUGUGUAUCUUAAUUCCUACUGGUUGGCACUGUAAGUCAUAGGAAUUCCAGAAAAUUAUUAAUCUGUGCUGCUUGCAGGUCAUUCCUAUGGCCCCUCUUAACCAUGCUGGUGUUAUGAUUUAGUAUUAACUCUUGAUUAGCAUGCCCCUGUUCUUCCUAACUUGUAAAAUUUCACAUAUAUUUUCAAUUGUGUACAAAUUAAGGGUGUACAAAUUAUAAUAAUGCAUCUCUAUCUUCAUACUUUGAAUGGCAAAAGCUGUUUAUGCAUAAAUAUUUUCAUUUUAAGUAAUAUAUGAAGUAUAAAUACUCUUGAUAUAUAAGUAUAGAUUUUAAAGAUAUGGGACUUUAUUUUCACAUAAGUCAAUAGAUAUCUCUCUAGAACAAAAUGUUUCAUUUAGUAAAGCUUUAUAAAUUAUAUUAAAAGGAAGUAGGGAACAUGUAUUUUUUAACAUAGAACAGAAGUGACUUCAUUCUUUUUAGACAUCAGCAGUGUUAAAGUUGAUUCCUAAUAUUUGUUGUACUUUUUUGUAGCAAAUGUUAAAAAUUAUAAGUUACCAUGUAUAGAAUGUGGACUGUCAUUUUGAUAGAUUGUACAGUGAUAAGCCAUUUUUAUCUGUAUACCUUUCACCAAUUAUUAACAGGUUGAAUAUUUCUUUCUUUGUAGAACAUUUUAUUUAUACUGUGAAGACGUUAUACCUUAUUUGUUACAACAUAGAUCAUAUCAUUGCUACUUUGACUUAGCAUUUGCAUCAUAAACAUAAUUAUGAUGUUUUUUUCAUGCUCCCUUCCAGGGGCUGUCAGUCACUUGAAGAAAUUGUUGCUAACCAAGCUCUUGACUCUGUUUCCCUUAAUGAUACAAGUCUCUGUACCAGCGCUUUCUGUUAAUUACCAAAACUCUCCUGCAGUCAGAGCAUGAUAUCUAUAAUAGGAGACACUGCAAUAAAAUGAUUAGGCUGUAAAA